AGUGUGAAGUAUAAAUCCUGGGGUUAAAACUAAGUGGUGGGAGACUUUCCUGCCCCUCCACGUUUCUCGCCCACCUUCCAAGCUCUGGAGGGGCUGAGAGUUAAUUCUGGGGGUGCCGUUUCUGCAGAGCCCCCAGGGGUAGCAGUGAGAGGCAAGACAGAGGUGGAGGAUGGGAUGGAGACGCACAUCUGCCGCCUGGAUGGCUUCUACCCCAGGGAGAUCGAUGCCUUCUGGACGAGGGAUGGGGAGGUCUGGCAGAAGAAGACCUUACAUGCGCCUGUGGCCCCCAACGCGGAUGGGACCUACCACUACUGGCUCAGCAUCCGGAUCGACCCCAAAGAGAGGAGCCGCUAUCGGUGCCACGUAGAGCACAACGGCCUGCAGGAGCCUCUGGACCUGGACCUGGAAGGUGAGAGGCUGCAGGGAGGGGAAGGCUGGGCUCUUUGGCAGGCUGGGAGGUGGUGGGAGAGGAAUCUGGCCCCAGGUGUGUCCAGGUGUGAGCAUACCUGAGCUUUCAUCCAUUGG
Messenger RNA from Notechis scutatus (mainland tiger snake), 525 nucleotides. The record is from RefSeq and is a predicted model, not a curated record. Lineage: Eukaryota; Metazoa; Chordata; Lepidosauria; Squamata; Elapidae.